GAAGAGUAGCGUCCUUUCGACAGCCAAGGGCUUCUUCUCUUUGCCCUUGGCGCUGGCGAUGGUACCUCCAUCGCCACAGCUAUGCUGUGGUGUUCUUGCGAGCGAAAUCUCAUCUCUCCUACAAAAUCUGCCUUGCUGGAUGAGCGAUCGCGCGUUGUGAUGAAUCGCGCCUGGCUUCUCGUCGUGGAGGCGAUUCGAAUCCAAGAUGAUAGAAAAGGAGGAGGAUGCUGUGAUCGCUCCAGUCGUAGUGGUCACUCCAGUUCCCAGCGAAGGCGGCGAGAUCAAGGAAAUCCAGCUCACCUCUUUAGCUACCGACGAAGGCAGUGACAAAGGAUCAGCCACUACUGGCACUCUUGUCGACUCCGAUGGCGAGGAACUACGAGUGAAAGACGUCGUCGAGAAUGGUGCUGUGGAUCUUCAUGGCAAUCCAGCGAUCAAGUCCAAGAGUGGGAACUGGAGUGCUUGCUGGUUGAUUUUUGGAUGCGAAGUUUGCGAGCGUGUAGCGUUCUAUGCGAUCUCUUCCAAUCUUCUAAAGUAUCUCACCAGCGAGCUUCACGAGGAUAUAGCCCAAUCCGCGAAGAACGUCAUGAAUUGGGCCGGCACGACUUUCUUAACACCUUUGCUAGGUGCUUUUGUUGCGGAUGCGUUUCUAGGCCGAUACUGGACCCUCACAGCGUUUUGUUGCAGCUAUGUUUUGGCAAUGGUUUGUGUCACCUUGGCAGUCUCCGUGCCAUCCUUGAAGCCACCAAACUGUCUCAGCACUCCGUCGGGACGGGUGUGUCCCAAAGCCUCGGGUUUACAAGUCGGGUUUUUCUACUUCGCUCUUUACUUGAUGGCUUUCGGCGCCGGUGGUAUCAAGUCCAACGUCUCGGCCUUCGCAGGGGACCAGUUCGACGAGAAUGAUCCGGUAGAAAGCAAGAGGAAGCUCUCGUUUCUGAACUGGUGGUUUGUGAGUAUAAGUUUUGGCACCAUGCUCUCGGUUAGUAUUUUGGUUUACGUCCAGGAUAAUGUAGGAUGGGCUUGGGGGUAUGGUGCUGCGACGAGUGUUACGUGCAUUGCUACGACACUCUUUCUCCUGGGCUCAGCCAAGUACAGGCAUCAGCUACCGGCAGGAAGUCCACUGACACGCAUUGCGCAAGUUCUGGUAGCAGCGACACGAAAGUGGAAGUUACAAGUUCCCGACUUAGAGCUCUUGUACGAGCUGGAAGAUCCAGAAGGGCCUCACUCUCCGAGGCAUCGCAAGCUCCCUCACAGCUCCGGAUUUGUGUUUCUCGACAAGGCUGCCAUCUCGAAGGAAGAAAUAGCUCUCUACAAGUCUCGAGGAAGGGAGCCGAAUCCGUGGCGGCUGUGUCCCGUCACGCAAGUCGAGGAAGUGAAGCUGCUGAUCCGGACUUUACCGAUCUGGAUGACCAACCUCAUGUUCUCGGCGGUCUUCGCUCAAGUCGGGACGAUGUUCUUGAGCCAGGGCCGGACUCUCGACCGACGAAUGGGACCGCACUUCAUGAUCCCGGCGGCCUCGUUCCCGCUCUUCAUCACGCUCACCAUUUGCAUCCUCCUGCCGCUCUACGACACAUACUUCGUCCCGUUCGUCCGGAAGCUGACAGGAGAGGAGAGGGGCCUGACUUCCCUCCAAAGAAUCGGCAUCGGACAGGUGAUCUCCACCAUCGCCAUCGCCUCCGCGGCGCUGGUGGAGAUGAGGCGCCUCCGGGUGGCGAGACAGCACGGGCUGCUCGACGAGCCCCACACUCCGCUGCCAAUGACCAUCUUCUGGCUACUUCCACAGUACAUGUUGAUCGGUACGUGUGAAGUUUUCAUUUCCGUUGGGAUGCUUGAGUUUUUCUACAACCAGGCACCCGACUCGAUGCGCAGUGUGGGGGCAGCUCUCUACCUCAGCACCGUGGCCGUGGGUAGCUUCAUCAGCAGCUUGCUCCUCAGCGUGGUGGUGAAGGUGACGAGCCGGGGCUCGGGCGGGAGCUGGAUCGGGAACAACUUAAACAGGGCCCAUCUCCAUCGCUUCUACUUGCUGCUCACUUGCCUCAGCACGGCGAACUUCUUCCUUUUCCUCACUUGCGCUCGGUGGUACCAGUACAAGGCGGUGUACAGGGAAGAAGAUCAGGAGAGGGAGAGCUCCGGCUUGGAUGAUCGACUGGGUGGAAGCAUGAUGACGAUCAGUGAGACGGAGUUCCAGCACAGGCUCCAGCAUCAGUGCUGCGCCGCGGUCUCGGUCUCGGUUCCAGUGUCGGCUGCGGGAUCGAAGGAAGGAACUCCGAGGAAGAACACUGGCUCUAGCUCCACUCGCGGUGCCCGAGCUAUGUCUUUCACUUGCCCGCCCAGGCCCAGAGCCAUGGAGAGUUCCUUCUUGUCUAUCUCAUGCUGAAGGUGCCAAAGUAUCUUCUUUGUAUCAAGUUUCCAUCGUACCAAAGUCUCCAUAGCUAAUCUUUCUCAAUAA
This is a messenger RNA of Selaginella moellendorffii, 2449 nucleotides long. RefSeq names its product protein NRT1/ PTR FAMILY 8.1. The coding region runs from base 206 to 2377 and encodes 723 amino acids. Gene Ontology annotation, cellular component: membrane. Gene Ontology annotation, molecular function: dipeptide transmembrane transporter activity; tripeptide transmembrane transporter activity. The transcript has 5 exons. Lineage: Eukaryota; Viridiplantae; Streptophyta; Lycopodiopsida; Selaginellales; Selaginellaceae. Gene Ontology annotation, biological process: transmembrane transport; dipeptide transport. The record is from RefSeq and is a predicted model, not a curated record.